Linum tenue is the source of this 3713-nucleotide messenger RNA. NCBI's taxonomy places the organism in Eukaryota, Viridiplantae, Streptophyta, Magnoliopsida, Malpighiales, Linaceae. The record is from the annotation of a GenBank genome assembly.
CUUCCUCUUUUUUUUCCCCACCUUUAUCUCUCGCCUCCAGUCACGCUCCCCACAAACUUAUGAACUUGCUCUCUCUCUCCCCCUCCACUUCCCUUCUCUCCUCUCCUCUCCUCCGCAGAGCAAGAGCAACUUACAGCUCUUUUGCUCUCCUUUUUCUCUCCGGCGAUCAAAGAGCUAUUCUCUUCUUCCGACGUCCGAUUCACGGCGCCGGAAUGAUUUAGAAUGGCCGUCCGGAGGUCCAAGAGUGGGAGCGGUUUUGUCUCUUGUAAAGCCCAGCUAAUUAGAAGAUUCUCCAGCUUGCAAAUAUAAUUCCACCCGCCCAUUAAUUAUCUUCGAGGGAGUUUCGGAGAAGCGGCGGCGGCGGCGGAGCGAGUGGCAGUCCGGCGGCGCAUCACUUGGUAGCUCGAAGUUCCCUGUUACUACCUGUUUUUUUUCAUCUUUCUCCUAAAUUGGGCAGCUUAGUGAAUGGGUUACUGAAAAUAAUAAAAGGGGAAAAUCUUCAGCUCUUGUUUCCUUCGGUUCUGGAAACUUUCAAUGAUUUUGAGAAGUUUCUGAGCCAAAACAGAGAGCAUCCGUAGCAGGGCACAAAGGAAGAAGAAGAAAAAAUACAGAAGACAAGGGUAGAACUAAACUAGCCAUGAAGUUUAUGAAGCUUGGUUCCAGGCCAGACACCUUCUAUUCUUCUGAAGCGGUCAGGUCUGUCUCUUCGGAAGUUUCCAGUGACCUAAUCAUCCAAGUUAAAGGAUGUAGAUACCUGCUUCACAAGUUUCCUCUGCUUUCCAAGUGCAUAAGACUCCAGAAGCUAUGUUCAGAGACGCCAGAAACCUCCUCCCAGCACCAAACCCUCCAGCUCCCAGAUUUCCCAGGCGGGCUCGACGCAUUUGAGCUCUGUGCAAAAUUCUGCUAUGGGAUCACAAUCACACUGAGUGCCCACAACAUAGUGGCUGCUAGGUGUGCGGCUGAGUACCUCCAGAUGACGGAAGAAGUGGAGAAAGGCAACUUAAUCUACAAGCUUGAAGUCUUCCUCAACUCCUGCAUUCUCCAAGGUUGGAAGGACUCAAUUGUGACGCUCCAGACCACAAAGGCCUUCCCUUUAUGGUCAGAGGAACUCGGAAUCACAGCCAGAUGCAUCGAAGCAAUCGCCUCCAAAGUUCUCUGCAACCCUUCUAAAGUCAGUCUGUCGCAUAGCUAUUCGAGAAGAGGAGGAAGGGAUGAUGUUUCAUGUAAUGGUGGUGGUGGUGGUGGAGACAGCCAGAGGCAGAGUUUGAAGCCAGUGAAUAAAGGGUGGUGGGCUGAGGACAUGGCUGAAUUAGGGCUGGACUUGUAUUGGAGGACCAUGAUUGCUGUGAAAUCUGGUGGGAGAGUGAAGUCAAGCUUAGUAGGUGAGGCUUUGAAGAUAUAUGCAGCUAGAUGGUUGCCUAAGAUACAAGUACCAUCAGUACCAAUUGGUCCUGGUAGUGAUUCUGAUUCUGAUUCAGGAGACGAGGCGAAUAAUAGUAACUCAAAGCAUAGGCUGAUUUUGGAGUCCAUCAUCAACUUGUUACCCGCUGAGAAGGGCGCGGUGACUUGUAGCUUUUUGCUCAAGCUACUGAAGGCAGCCAACAUUCUGAAUGCAAGUUCAACAUCCAAGGUGGACUUGGCCAGAAGGGUUGGGCUUCAAUUGGAGGAAGCUAAUGUGAAUGAUUUGUUGAUACCUUCGGUUUCGUAUUUGAGUGGUGGUUUAAUAUAUGAUGUGGAGUUGGUUAUGAUCAUAUUGGAGCAGUUCAUGUUGCAAGGGCAAAGCCCUCCAAUUAGCCCUCCAAGAUCCAAGCUAGGGUUUGAGAGAAGGCAAAGGUCGAGGUCAGCUGAGAAUAUUGACUUGGAUUUUCAAGAGAGCAGAAGGUCGUCCUCAGCUUCUCAUAGCUCCAAGUUAAAAGUGGCUAAGCUUGUGGAUAGUUACCUUCAAGUAAUUGCCAGGGAUGUGAAUUUGCCACUUUCGAAGUUCUUGGUAAUUGCUGAGACCAUACCAGAGUUCUCCAGGCCUGACCAUGACGAUCUCUAUAGAGCCAUUGACAUUUAUCUCAAGGCACAUCCAGACAUGAACAAGACUGAAAGGAAAAGGUUAUGUAGAACCCUAAACUGCAAGAAACUAUCCGUGGAAGCCUGUAUGCAUGCAGCUCAAAAUGAGUUGCUCCCUUUAAGAGUAGUGGUACAAGUUCUCUUCUUUGAGCAAGCUAGAUCAGCAAUGGCUGGUGGUGGCAAAGUCACUGAGCUCCCUAGCAACAUUAAAGCACUCUUAGCCUCACAUGGAAUCAAUCCAUCAAGACCGGGGGCGCCAUUAAGCACCACUGCCAGCGUUGCAGCAGAGGAUCAAUGGAGUAGUAUCUCUGGGUUGAAAUCUCCCAAAUCAAAGCUCUCAACUUUGAGGAUGAAAUUGGCUGAAGAUGAUGAUGAUUUGGAUGGAGUUGACUUGCAGUCAGAAGGUGGGCUUGGUAGUAGGUCUUCAAAGUUCAAAGCUUUCUGUGCCAUCCCAUCUAGACCUAAGAAGAUGUUCAGCAAGUUUCUGUCUAUUAACAGAAGUUCUAGUGAAAAGCAUAGAGAGUGAAGAAGCAAUAAUAAGUAUCGUAAUUUUGGGAAGUUUAGCUCAAAUCCACUUUUGUUCUUUGUUUCUUCAGGGUCCAAUCAGGGGAAAUUGGUUCCUACGUGUAUGGUAUAGCUGGUUAAAGAAGAACAGGAAGAAGAGAAGCCUAUUGUGCAUUGUUGAUGUGAUCUAUGUCACAUUAUGGAAAUCAAUCAAAAUCAGGAAUUAUCAAUCUGGCAAAAUGCGUGGUUCUCUUCACUUGGUUCCAAUUUGCAGGCAUUAUUUGGGCCAAAACCCAUCUGGAUUUUGUACCUAUUAUCCAAAGCCGGCAUCAGAAUUCUGAUCCUUGAUGCUUCUCUCCAAGCCUGUUCUUCCAUGUGAAAUAAUAAUUGACUUGGGGGGAAAUUCUGAUUGAAUCCAGAUUUCCACUUGUCUGUCAGGUUCUUGUCUGUACAAUACAAUGCAUGAACUUCCAAGUUCCCAAAUUUUAACAACUAAAAAAGUUCCCGGAUCAGCAAUAUUUUUCGACAGCAGUGAUCUGAAUUUAACCCUACCAAUUGACAAAGAUGAUAUUCUGAAGGUUUUUCCUUAGUUGAUGCACUCCUUUUUUCUGCCUCCAAUUAUAGUUGGAAGAAAUCAUUACUUGUCUUUUUCACCAGUCUUCCCAACUAUUUCCCCUGCAGAAAGAUCAAUCAAUCGAUUGCUGUUGCGUUGCUGGUGGUGGAGCUAGGCCAAGGCAGACCAUUCCAUCUUAACAACCUGUUCACAGAGCAGGGGGAGGAAUGGAGAAUAGUACACAAAGAAAGAGAAGUGUUAUAUGUUAUGAAUGAUCAACUGAAUUUUGUCCAACAUAGGACAGUUAUAGGCAUUUUCCUGGUUUACAUGAUGAGGGAGGUUGGUUAAUGGGCAUAAUUUGUUUGGCCCCUCCUCCUCCUCCUCCAUCAUCAUCAUCAUUUUGAGUCAUUAUGAUCAUCAUUACCAUUAUACAUCUUUAGCUUUUUCCUGUUCCCAAGCAGCAGCAUGCUAUACCAAAUGCAUAUUUGCCAUCUCAUCUUUCUGUCAACUCCACCAUGAUUUAAUAUUCCUUCCUUCCUCCUCUGCUGGUUCUGUUCUUAUUUCCCCAUCAGAACAGAAAAGGGGACCUAUCAAAUAG